Messenger RNA from Toxotes jaculatrix (banded archerfish), 3502 nucleotides. RefSeq lists its product as uncharacterized. The record is from RefSeq and is a predicted model, not a curated record. The transcript is spliced from 15 exons. Bases 369 to 2357 code for a protein of 662 amino acids. Lineage: Eukaryota; Metazoa; Chordata; Actinopteri; Toxotidae. Gene Ontology annotation, molecular function: interleukin-17 receptor activity.
GCUGUAUGGUGCAAUUUUCACAUGACGCACUUCUAGGAUACUUUGACAAAGUGUAGAGCUGAAUAGCCUGUGGGGAGGACAUGCACUCCUCAGAGUGGAUUAUUUCAAGUGGGUCACUAAACACACCCAAAAAACUAAUUUGAAACCCAGGUGACAUCCACAGCUGCGCUCUAACAGGUUGUCUCGACUGAUUGCUCACUGUGCCAGAGUGACGUCGCUUCCAGGAUUUCUUGAGGUUAAUCUCCAAUCUAAAGUCGUGAUGCGAAGACACUGGACUUGUUUAACAAGGUUUUCGCAUUGCUCUUGGAGAAAGGCACUUACAGGAAAAUGCCAUAGGGCUUGAAUCUUUCUGAGUGUCAGGAGACACGAUGUUUCUUCCUGGAUGGUUCAUGUGGGGGGUUUUACUGACCCUAUGCAUGUCAGCAUGUGGUUUGGAGAUUUCUGGAUAUGACAGCGAUGAAGUCAUUUGCUCACAGGGUCUCUCUGAAUGCUCCAUGAUGGAUGAGAUACUCUCCCUACCAGAGAAUAACGUUGUGAAUGUUCAGAACCUGACAGCAUCUAUCAAGCUCUGCUCAAAGAGCAAUGAGUCGUGUACCUUAUGUCUGGUGAUAGACACAGAGCUCCAUGUCCAUUCAGAUAACGAUGUGGAGGAUGAAGGCCACUCCGGGUUCGAAGAGGAGGAUGACAGUGAGGAGAGGAGGAAUCCAAAAGCAUCCGUGACAGUGUGUUACAAAACAGCGCCUUCUCUGCCCACAUGCAAAAAGGUGGAGUUUACAGUCAAUCACGCAGCUCUUACUCAGCAAAACCGGGCAAAGAUGUCCAUGGUGAUUGCUAAGCUACCUGGGGUUUCCUUCAGCAGUAAAGUGUCUGUUUAUUCUUCAAAGUUGCUCGUAAGGGAAGAAGUCGUUGCUCCUUCUCUAGAUGAAGUGUGUUCCCAGGAGCUGAAGAAAUGUGUAGAAGAGUGUCGUGUGCCUGAAAUAAGGCCUGUAAUUCAUGAAGAGAAGAAUUACGUGGAGUUGUGGUUUGAUGGCAAGAAUGAUAGCCUCCCCUCAGUGUGCAUCCAGUAUGAGCGGAAUGGGACAUGUCAGACUUGGAACAGGGUGAUCAUCCCACUCUAUUCUGUGACUCACUGCAUGUGUCUCAUGGCAUGGUAUGAUCAGCAGUACGUGCGCUCCCUCAGCUGCCCCUUCAAGGACACUGAUUUAUCCCGAAGGAAUACGUGGCAGAACGUGUCAGUGUCUGUAGGCCAGGGUCAAAUGAACAACAAUGGCACAAUGCUGUGGUGGAACCUAUCUGCCCCCUGCAGGCUGGAGGGGGAGGUGUGGUUGUGUCAAAAACACAACAGCUGCAGCGAGAUUAAGGGCUUCAGGCAACAGCUGUCUCUAGGCACAUGGAGACAAAACAGCAAAGGACUCUGGGCGAAAAUAGGGGUGUUUGAAGAUGUCAACCUUAACCUCUCACCAUGUGUUAUGGUGAAAAUAGAGGGAAUGGGACAUGAACUGGGUCCAUUCUGUAUUGAUAACACCCCUGCAGCUCUCAGGUGGCGCUGGAGUCUCCUGAUUGCCGGUGUUAUGCUGCUGGUUUGCUUGACCGCGCUCAUAUUUUGUUUAAUUCAUGACUUUGUCAAGAAAUGGGUGUGGAGUUGGCAUCAUGGUGGAUUUGUGAAGAUUGGCAGAAAAGGUCACGUGGUGCUGCUGAGCCCUCCAGAUGUGGAUGAUGGUGUUUCAGAGUCAGUUUGUCGACUUGGCUCUAUGCUCUGCAACCAUGGGUUCAAUGUAUCUGUGGACCAGUGGAGCAGGAAGGAGCAGUGCACUCUGGGGCCUCUGCUAUGGUUGUACUCCCAGUUACCGGAGCUGAACAGCCAGGGGAAGCGAGUUGUGGUCGUUUUGACUCACAAAGCAAUGGAGAGAACAGAGGAAUGGACCCAUCAGCACAAGGAGGCUAUCAAGAUGAAGGGGGAAGACAAGGCUCUCCCUCAGAUAUGUUCCCCUUACUCUGAUGUGUUCACAGCGAUACUGUGUCUCAUUCAAGCGGAAAAGCAGCUGGGCAGAGCGGGAGAGCGUUUUAUUCUGGUGAAAUUUGACUCCCAUCCAAGCAGUGACAGGAAUCUACCAGAGCUUCUUCAGGGACUGCCUCUGUUCAAGCUUCCCUCUCAGACCCAGGCUCUUCUAACUGAGCUAAGUGUGGGACGGACAGGGAGGAGAUCUGGUAGAAAGACAUGGACAGAGUGGAAAUGGGGCGACACAGCUGGAUGGAGAACAAAGUCUAAACAGAGACCAGACAAGGAGAAGGCAUCAAUGUGUAAAUAUCCUGGAGUUGAUAAAAACUUGGAGACAACGCCCUUGAAGCACCCAUAGAUGUUAUGAAGGACAUGUUCAUCCAAAUCAUGGAUGAAAUUAAGAUCAGACACUUAAAGGUUGUAAAUAAUCUAUAUUAUGGUUUUCAGCUGAGGAUUUGGUGAACUGCUGUGUAUUUAUUGCAGCAGGAUAUGUAUGAUUGCCUCAAAACAAACUGCAGUAUCCGUGAUUAGUGCACAGAAGGAAUAUGCCACCCAGUGUCAACAAUGUGGCUCCUUGAAGCCCCACGACACACAGGAAUAAGCUACACCGGUCAUUGGGUUAUUAGUAACAAUCCAUAUACAUAAUAUAAUAAAACUUAUCCUUAAAGUUUUAAACCUAAAAGUGGUACAAACUAAAUAUAUCCGUGUACUGUAAGUCUGUCCACGCUUGUCUAUAAAUAAAUGUACUAAUUUCUGCGUAUGGGUAUGGGUCUCAGGUUGUGAUUGGCCGCAGUAAUGAGGAUCUGAUUGGUGCGACCCAGUGUCAGUCUAAUCACACAGAAGAGCGCUUGUUACAUAUUGCACUACAUUCUGGCGGGGCGGUGCUCACAGGCUCGUUACACGCUCCGCUCGCUCGGGACGUUUGGGUUUUAGUCUGUAAUCACACACAAGGGCGCCAGGCGAGUAUGACAAGUGCGUCUCAGAUGGAUUCACUGCGUUGAAACUUUACUAAAGACAGCUCAGAGUAGGUCGACAGCACUUGAGGGAGGUAAAGAAAACUCACGACUUACCUGUAGAUUUUGUGUUAAGCUCUACUUUAAUGCUUGUUGACUGUUCCAGUGUCAGAAUUACCGUGUGCUGAUUUGUCAGAAUGUGACCCCGUGUGUAAAUGUUGUAGAAAGAUAAAACAAGUAAAUAAAGUUUAACGAGGCAAAAACAAACGAGUACCACAACAGGUUUAUGAGUAUUAUUAGACAUGCAAAAGUAUUUUUGACAUUAUUGACAGCAGUAGUUCAAUCUAUGGCAUUGCGUCAUAUUUCGUAAACAGAUUAUAUGUUAGUAUGUAAACAUUUACUAUGAAAAAGUAACUAUGGCUGUAGGCAGGGGCGGGCUGGGGUUGAAAUUCAGCCCGGGAGCUUGGUUUGGAGAGGCCUUUUACCCGAUCGCACAACGGAUGUAAGUGGAACUGUGAUUUUAACAUGAAUACUUUAUUUGCAAUAUAAA